GCUUGUCCCACUGUGCAGAGGCUGCUCUUCAGAUAACACCGGCUCCCCACACUCCUCCAGAUGUGUCCUUGGGCUGGAAAAUUAACUCAGAGCAGACAGGCCAUAAACUAGGACAAUGGCCAGAACCUGCUUCCUGCUGUUCCUCUCAGUGGCCAUUUGGAGCGCAGCAACUGCCCAGUGUCCUGCCCAGUGUCCCGCCAAGAUCCCAGGGAGCAAUACCUGUGCCUCUCCCUUCUCCUCCUUGCCUAGGAGCUGCAAGGACAUCAAAGAAAGCUGCCCUGAAGCAGGAGAUGGCCUGUAUUUCCUCAGCACCGAGAAAGGGGUCGUCUACCAGACCUUCUGUGACAUGACCACUGAUGGGGGCGGCUGGACCCUGGUGGCCAGUGUGCACGAGAACCACUUGGCUGGGAAGUGCACGGCGGGCGAUCGCUGGUCCAGCCAGCAGGGCAACAGGAUGGACUACCCAGAGGGCGAUGGCAACUGGGCCAAUUACAACACCUUUGGGUCAGCAGAGGGCGCCACCAGUGAUGACUACAAGAACCCUGGCUACUACGACAUCCAGGCUCACGACCUGGGCAUCUGGCACGUGCCCAACAAGUCCCCCCUUGAGAGCUGGAGGAACAGUGCCUUGCUGAGAUAUCGCACCAACACCAGCUUCUUCCAGAACCUGGGACAUAAUCUGUUUGGCCUGUACCAGAGAUACCCAGUGAAGUAUGGAAUAGGGAGUUGUUCCAGUGACAACGGCCCGGCUGUCCCAGUGGUCUAUGACUAUGGGGAUGAAAAGAAAGCCGCAUCUUAUUACUCACCGCUUGGUCAGAAGGAGUUUGUUUCUGGAUUUGUCCAGUUCAGGGUGUUUAAUAAUGAGAGAGCAGCCAAUGCCCUGUGUCCUGGGAUGAGAGUUACCGGCUGCAACACUGAUGCUCACUGCAUUGGUGGAGGAGGCUUCUUCGCAGAGGGCAAUCCCAGACAAUGUGGGGACUUCUGCGCCUAUGAUUGGGAUGGAUAUGGAACCCAUACUCUGUGGAGCAGCAGUCGGAGCAUAACGGAGGCGGCCGUGCUCCUGUUCUACCGGUGAGGGCUCUGUGCUGGGAGACUGACCCAGCUCCUCACCCCAGAUGCUCAGAGAUGGGAAAACUGAGUGUUAGCAAGGAGGAGGGGACAAUAAAUUACAUCAGCAUGUGACUCUGGAUUUGUUUGAAUUGUUUCCUAAAAUAGGGAAAUAAAAUAAAUAAAUAAAACACAUUUUAUU
Molecule: messenger RNA, 1249 nt
Organism: Talpa occidentalis (Iberian mole)
Lineage: Eukaryota; Metazoa; Chordata; Mammalia; Eulipotyphla; Talpidae
Product: intelectin-2-like
Exons: 8
Coding region: 116-1075 (319 amino acids)
Molecular function (GO): oligosaccharide binding
Source: RefSeq, a predicted model, not a curated record